Molecule: messenger RNA, 1192 nt
Organism: Paralichthys olivaceus (Japanese flounder)
Lineage: Eukaryota; Metazoa; Chordata; Actinopteri; Pleuronectiformes; Paralichthyidae
Product: homeodomain-interacting protein kinase 2-like
Biological process (GO): peptidyl-threonine phosphorylation; peptidyl-serine phosphorylation
Cellular component (GO): cytoplasm; nucleus
Molecular function (GO): protein serine/threonine kinase activity; ATP binding; protein tyrosine kinase activity
Source: RefSeq, a predicted model, not a curated record
AUGUAUCGAAACAAGAUAGAUAUCCACAUGGGAGACCUGAUGUCCUCCUCCACUACACAUUACGAGGUGCAGAAAUUCCUGGGCUGUGGUACCUAUGGAGUGGUCAUCAAAUGCAGGGAUGUGACCAACAAUGAAAUGGUGGCUUUAAAAAUACCGAGAAGGAUAGAAAAAAGUCAGUUUAUGAGGAAAGAGGAGGCCACCCUUAAAACCAUGAAGGAGCUAAACUCAGACUGGUUCAACAUCGUCAGAUUGAAUGACUCAUUCACCUACAAGGGACAUUACUGUCUUGUGUUUGAGUACCUGGAAAUAGAUCUGCAGGAAUUCAUGCACUCCAGCCCAGGUCAGCACCUUCAGCUGAAGCAGAUUCGCCCUAUUCUGCAGCAGCUGGCUACAUCCUUGGACUUUCUGAAAAGGGCAGGGAUCAUCCAUUCAGAUUUGAAGCCAGAAAACAUUAUGUUGGUGGAUCCUGUCAGGCAGCCACUGAAAGUUAAAAUCAUUGACUUUGGCUUAGCCUGCAACAAUCCUGAGGAAUAUAUAGGACAGAUCUUCCAGACCUUGCGUUACAGAUCUCCUGAGAUUCUGCAGAGAGCUCCUUUCAACGAGGCCAUCGACAUAUGGUCUCUAGGCUGCAUUGUUGCUGAGCUGUCUAUGGGCAGACCGCUGUUCCCUGCCUGGAAUGAGACUGAUUUGAUGAGGCACAUUAUGCAUACAAAGCCAGAGCAUGAAAGAGACGUCACUCCAUACUGGUUCUGGCCAAAAUACUGGAUGGAAAGCAGAUUUAUGGCGACUCAUAAUCCAUUCUGGGGAGAAGACGUCCACGCUGAAUUCUGGGACCUGGAGUGCUUUAUCGAUCUACUGACACAGAUGCUGAAGAUAAAUCAGUUUGACAGAAUUACCCCAGGACAAAUUCUCCAGCAUCCUUUCAUCACGAUGAGCCACCUUAGGGGUCACUUCAAAAACAGCUUCUAUUUGAAAUCGUGUAAGGAUCUAAUGGACUUCAGGAUCAGAGCUCUGACGACGAUAUGAAGACCAGAGGAUCCUGUAAAUGUCCCUGAACGGGAGGCACAAGUGGGCAAGUGGGUCCACUAAAGUCCCAGAGGAAAAGAAAGAGGGGAGGCAGGAAAUAGACUGAACUUGCUUUUUAGAAAACAGCAGUUUAAACAAGUCUUCUGACAAGCUAAAGACUGGAAUG